CACAUCUUCGGUCACACUGCCCAGCUAAAUCUUUUGUGAUUCAUUUUCGUUGUUUGUCUUUUAAGAACUAUCCCAAUUACAAGCAACCUUCAGCAUGCAGGAUCAGAGCCCCGAGCUGUACGAGGAGGUGAAGCUGUUCCGCAAUGCCCGCGAACGCGAACGCUAUGACAACAUGGCCGAUCUGUACGCAAUCAUUAACACAAUCCAGCAGCUGGAGAAGGCCUACAUUCGCGACUGCAUUACGCCGCAGGAAUACACGGCGGCCUGCUCCAAAUACCUGGUGCAGUACAAGGUGGCUUUUAAGCAGGUGCAGUGCGACGAAUUUCCCACGGUGGAGACUUUUGUAAAAAAAUUCCGACUGGACUGCCCGGCGGCGCUGGAGCGAAUUAAGGAGGACCGACCCAUUACCAUUCGAGACGACAAGGGCAACACGUCUAAGUGCAUUGCAGAGAUCGUGUCACUGUUCAUCACGAUAAUGGACAAGCUGCGCCUGCAAAUUAACACUAUGGACGCCCUGCAGCCGGACGUCAAGGACCUUGCGGAUAACAUGAACCGCCUGUCGCUCAUUCCGGAAGACUUUGACGCCAAGCUAAAGGUGGAAAAGUGGCUGGGCAGUCUCAACGAGAUGCAGGCAUCCGACGAACUAUCCGAGGGUCGGGUGCGGCAGUUCCUCUUCGAUCUGGAGUCGGCAUAUGCAGACUUCAACAAGCUGCUGCACAGCCAGUAGCAGCAGCCAGUUUCUCAAUGCGUAAAUGUAACAUUUUAUUUAAAUAGUGUAUUCCGAAUUAAACAAGCUUUAUAUGUACUCA
This is a messenger RNA of Drosophila serrata, 809 nucleotides long. RefSeq names its product vacuolar protein sorting 28 (gene Vps28). The record is from RefSeq and is a predicted model, not a curated record. Gene Ontology annotation, cellular component: ESCRT I complex. Gene Ontology annotation, molecular function: protein-containing complex binding. Lineage: Eukaryota; Metazoa; Arthropoda; Insecta; Diptera; Drosophilidae. Gene Ontology annotation, biological process: protein transport to vacuole involved in ubiquitin-dependent protein catabolic process via the multivesicular body sorting pathway.